Molecule: messenger RNA, 322 nt
Organism: Aspergillus caelatus
Lineage: Eukaryota; Fungi; Ascomycota; Eurotiomycetes; Eurotiales; Aspergillaceae
Exons: 1
Source: RefSeq, a predicted model, not a curated record
ACGAUGGAUCUCCUCAACCAGAGGAUCCGCCAGUCAAACGUUUCAACGAUCAGAUCUCCGGUUCAAAGCGAUAACAGGCCGACAUCCUCAUGGCAAGCGAGCGACUUCAGGAGGGACGGCGAUUAUGGGUGUGGUGUUGGUUCUAUAGUGUUAUUCCUUUUCAUUACUUCAUCCCUCAUCGACGGUUCAAGAGGCUUGUCUCAAACUCUACUUAUUGGGUGGGUGCCAAGGGCCUCAGGCUCAUAACCUAAGACUAAUGGCGUAAAUUGGCCGCAUUUCCAUGGUCCGUAGACUGGAAUUCCGGCCUUGCCGCAACCGUACU